AUGCGCCUGCAAUCCGGUCCGACACAAAAUGAUAAAAAUGAAAUUCAACAGUUUUCGGAAUGGUUGUUAAGAAUUGGCGAAGAAAAGGUAUCUGAGCCCAAUGACGGUGUGGCAGAUUUUGAAAUUCCACCUGACUUGUUGAUAACACAAUUUGAAGACCCAAUCGUCGCCAUUGUUGAUGCUACAUAUCCUGAAUUUAUUCACAAUUAUCAUUCGAUCCAAUACCUUAAGGGUCGAGCAAUUCUGGCUUCAACAUUAGAAAUUGUGGACGAAAUAAACAAUCAUAUCCUUGACUUAAUCCUAGGAGACAUGCGGGAUUACUACAGCUCCAAUUCUAUUGAUAAGUCCGAAAUCAAUGACGACACGGUGGUAAAUAUCCUAACUCCAGAAUUUCUCAGUUCGCUUCGUACAACUGGUUUGCCUACCCAUCAUUUAAAGUUAAAGGUUGGAACACCAAUUAUGCUCAUGAGGAAUAUUGAUCAGUUAGAAGGACUAUGUAAUGGAACAAGGUUGAUAGUAACAAAAUUGGGGACACAUGUUAUUGAAGCUUCAAUAAUAGCUGGAAAGAACUGUGGCAAUCAGGUUUACAUCCCACGAAUGGAUAUGUCACCUUCACAAUCACCAUGGCCAUUCAAGCUCAACAGAAGACAGUUCCCCAUUAUAGUGUCAUAUGCCAUGACAAUUAACAAAUCCCAAGGACAGUCUUUGGAUACUGUUGGUCUAUACCUACCAAGGGAUGUUUUUACACAUGGACAAAUAUAUGUUGCACUAUCAAGAGUGACAACAAAACAAGGAAUCAAAAUAUUAAUACAUGAUCAACAUGCAAAAGUUAAAACAACAACUACAAAUGUAGUUUACAAGGAGAUCUUCAACAAUAUAUAA
Vicia villosa (hairy vetch) is the source of this 882-nucleotide messenger RNA. RefSeq lists its product as uncharacterized. NCBI's taxonomy places the organism in Eukaryota, Viridiplantae, Streptophyta, Magnoliopsida, Fabales, Fabaceae. Bases 1 to 882 code for a protein of 293 amino acids. The record is from RefSeq and is a predicted model, not a curated record. The transcript is spliced from 2 exons.